Messenger RNA from Syzygium oleosum, 306 nucleotides. RefSeq lists its product as uncharacterized. The coding region runs from base 1 to 306 and encodes 101 amino acids. Lineage: Eukaryota; Viridiplantae; Streptophyta; Magnoliopsida; Myrtales; Myrtaceae. The transcript has 2 exons. The record is from RefSeq and is a predicted model, not a curated record.
AUGGAAGCAGUACUGCCUGUUGAGGUAGAAAUCCUCUCACUGCGGGUAUUGUCCCAAGUAAAACUGUCUGAUGCAGAGCACAGACUGGAGCAGUUGAAUAUGAUCGACAAAAAGCGGUUGAAAGCUCUUUGUCAUGAUCAAUACUAUCAGCAGAGGGUAGCCAGGUCAUUCAAUCGAAAGGUAUGCCCAAGACACUUCGAAGCAGGCGAUCUUGUCCUGAGGAAGGUACUACCAUUACCCGUCGAGCUUGGAGUUAGGAACCAGAGGAUUUCUAAGAAGCUCCUCAACGUGCCGGGACCACAUUGA